Argiope bruennichi is the source of this 825-nucleotide messenger RNA. It is a transcript of the gene Mpp6, whose product is annotated as M-phase phosphoprotein 6-like. The coding region runs from base 166 to 639 and encodes 157 amino acids. The record is from RefSeq and is a predicted model, not a curated record. Gene Ontology annotation, biological process: maturation of 5.8S rRNA. NCBI's taxonomy places the organism in Eukaryota, Metazoa, Arthropoda, Arachnida, Araneae, Araneidae. The transcript is spliced from 5 exons.
UUGUUUACUAAAAUUUGAAGUACAUGUGGUGUGAAAGAUCUUGUAUAUUCACUAGGUUAUUGGGGUGAAAUUUUUAAAAAAAUUUUUCGACAUAACUAUUUCUGUUGAUCAUUUUUUUACUUAUUCUUACGCGAUUUAUUAAACUUCUAAAAAAACUGUACUAAAAUGACACUUCAAGGCAGAGCAAAACUUUCCAGUAAUGUUUUGGAAAUGAAGUUCAUGAAAAAAAGUAAAGAAAAGUCUGAGCUAGAAGCCGAAGAAGAGCGAAGAAAAAUUAUGUUUGAAAGUGAAAUUCCUGAUGCUUUAAUUAGAGGAGGAGAUUUAUGCAUUAUAGAGCCGAGUUUUGUUCCAUGCCUUCAGCUACUCAAUGGACGAUUUUCAUUCAAAGGCAUGAACCCAGAAAUAGAGAAACUAAUGAGAGAAGAUGAACAGAAAGAUCUUGAUAAGUUAAAAAAAAUGGAUGGAAUAUCUGAUCAAGAAAUGGCUGAAAGGUAUUCUUCUUUAGUGGCUAUAAAAAAGAAAUUCACUUCUAAAAGAAAAUGGACUGCUGAAAAUAAUGAUGAUGAUGAUGUCAGUUGCUCACCAGAAAGAUCGUAUGCAGACAAGCCUCUUAAAUUUAGAAAACCAAAGGAUUCUUAAGCAUAAUUUUGAUUUUUAUCAUUUGUAGGGUAUUUAAAUCAAAAUGUAUUUCUUUACGUAUCUUCUUUUUCUUCAUGUAUGUUCAAAAUGUAUGUCUGUAGCAUAACUAUUUAUAAUGAAUGCAAGAAAGUAUCAAAACAAGAUGCUUUGUAUAUAUUUGUAAUAAAAAAAUGGCAUAAUUGUUCA